AUGCUUGAAUGCAAACCCUGUAAAACUCCUGUGGCAUAUGGGAAAAGAGCUUCAUUAUAUGAUGGUACUUUGUUAACUGAUGCUGCUAGUUACAGAUCUCUUGUAGGAGGAAUUCAAUACCUCAAUAUGUCCAGGCCUGAUUUGAGCUUUGCAGUCAAUUAUGUUUCUCAAUUCAUGCAUCAGCCAACUGAUGUUCAUUUGCAGCUAGCCAAAAGUAUUUUGAGGUAUGUGAAGGGAUCUUUAGGCUCUGGCAUUAAGUUUAAACCUGGAGAUUGUACCACCAUUUCUGCUUACAGUGAUAGUGAUUGGGCUGGAUGCCCUGACACUAGAAAGUCUACUACUGGAUAUUGUGUGUUUAUGGGUCCAAAUUUGGUUGCUUGGUCUUCUAAGAAGCAACCAACUAUAUCCAGAUCUAGCACUGAGGCAGAAUAUAAGGCUUUUGAAGUCACUGCAACUGAAGUUCAAUGGAUUUCUUAUUUGCUAAAUGAAUUGGGUUUCUCAGUUACAACUCCCUGA
Papaver somniferum (opium poppy) is the source of this 516-nucleotide messenger RNA. RefSeq lists its product as uncharacterized. Bases 1 to 516 code for a protein of 171 amino acids. The transcript has a single exon. The record is from RefSeq and is a predicted model, not a curated record. Lineage: Eukaryota; Viridiplantae; Streptophyta; Magnoliopsida; Ranunculales; Papaveraceae.